AUUGUACACACGGGGUCUAUUUACUGAUCAUUUCGGCUUGUAACCCUUUGUUUCGAAGAGCCUCCGUGUGUCGUAGAGAGAGCUUCUGAGUGUGAGACUAAGCGAUUUUCGUGUCAUAUGCGCUUCGACGUGGUCAGACCUCGUGUUGUUGAGGAAAGUAUCGAGAAAAAAGCCGGUCGGGCCGCGGGGGCGCUGCACAGCGCUCGGUAGUUUGCAUUUUGCUGGAAACCCCAAAGUUCAUGACAGAUCAUCAGUCAUUCAGUACUAUGACAACCGCGCUUUGAUUGACAGCUUGAGUGGCAAAAAGCCACGAGACACGACAGUUUUGUUACAGGCGCUUGUUGACGGGCCGACAUUCAUUUCCUUCUGUUGCCUGACAUUCUUGUGUAAGCUUAGAAAGUCCCCGGUACGUUCAAACUGACAGAGCGAGUAACAAGCCAGUUGAAAUCAAAGGCGCGAAGCAGGGACGGCUCUCGGGCUAAGUUUACACGUCAGAGGGGAUCUGCAGCGGUCAGAUGGCGCAAAGGUAUGACGCGGCCAUUCCACACUACCCCGGGGCCAUGGAAGCGGCGGCGGUCGCCACGUCUAUGUACGGCAACCCCCACGCCCAUCGCAUGGACCCCGGCCCGCUACAGAUGAACCACGGCCACGGCAUGCACCAAUUUCCGACGUCGCACCCCGCGCACUCCGUCAUGACAGGGGUAAUGUCCAGUCCUCAGGAUGACCAACAUAAACGAGACAAGGACGCCAUCUACGGGCAUCCACUUUUCCCACUUCUUGCGUUGGUCUUCGAGAAGUGCGAACUGGCCACAUGCACCCCACGAGAGCCUGGAGUUGCGGGCGGGGACGUAUGCUCUUCCGAAUCGUUCAACGAAGACAUCGCAGUGUUCGCCAAGCAGGUACUCAAUGCGAGAGCAGAAAAACCCUUUUUCUCAGCAAACCCCGAACUGGACGGAUUGAUGAUUCAAGCCAUCCAGGUCCUGCGAUUCCACUUGCUAGAGCUAGAAAAGGUUCACGAACUCUGUGACAAUUUCUGCCACCGCUACAUUAGUUGCCUAAAAGGGAAAAUGCCCAUAGACCUCGUGAUAGAUGAAAGGGAUGGAGCUCCGGCAGGGCCGACCAAAAGCGGGUCUACGUCGAGUGACGGUCAACAAGAGUCAAGUGUUACACACGACCAGUCGCACCAACAGCCGGGUUCGUACGGAGGGGCCGACGACACACAGUCCACAAACUCGGGCGGAACACCGGGGCCACUGGGAACACAGCCGUCACAGAGUGGCGACAACAACAGUGAAACAGAUGGGGGGAUUGAUAACAGCAUAGGAUCAGGCGAAAAUACGGGAGAUGAGGGGGAUUCGGACAAAGACAAGAAGAGACAAAAGAAACGGGGAAUUUUUCCCAAAGUCGCCACAAACAUCAUGAGGGCAUGGCUUUUCCAACACUUAACGCAUCCAUAUCCCUCAGAAGAGCAAAAGAAGCAGCUAGCACAGGACACAGGACUCACGAUAUUGCAAGUCAACAACUGGUUUAUCAACGCGAGGCGCAGGAUAGUCCAGCCUAUGAUCGACCAGUCAAACCGUGCAGGCAAGUCUCCUGUAGUAACUGUAUUCAAGUCGCGCAGGCGUAAAUCAUCCUCCAGUCACUCGCCAGGAGGGCCAUCACCUGACUGCACUGAUACCUGUCCUACUACUGGUUGCCGGGUGGGGCACAUGGUUGGUGACCAGGCUGCAUUUCUUACAGUGAACCAGUCAGCAGCGAUGGGAGGGGGGGUGUACAGCCCGGAGCAGCCCAUGAGCAGUCCAUAUGUUAUGGAUGGCCAACAGCAGAUGCACAUCAGGCCACCAGGUUUGCAGAGCAUGCCUGGUGACAUGAGGGGCUCUCCCAUGUCCAUACCGGGAACAACCAUGCCAUCCGGCGUACCCACGUAUUCAGGUGCUCAGAUGUCGCAGCUGCGGCCUCAGUACUCGCAGCCGAUGCUCCUGCCCGGCCACCCCCAUGCCCCGAUGAUGUUUUCCCACCCCAACUCGGUGUCUGGGCCCGGGCCGGGCGCCCACCACCCCCACCCUCACCACCCAGGCAUGCUCCAGUCCAGCCAGAGUCCCCCUCUCAUGACCCAUGACACCAUGACGUCACAGUACUCUCACAACCCCACGUGACGUAGCCCAGGGACG
Messenger RNA from Branchiostoma floridae (Florida lancelet), 2171 nucleotides. RefSeq names its product homeobox protein Meis1-like. Gene Ontology annotation, biological process: eye development; embryonic pattern specification; positive regulation of transcription by RNA polymerase II. The transcript has 12 exons. The record is from RefSeq and is a predicted model, not a curated record. Lineage: Eukaryota; Metazoa; Chordata; Leptocardii; Amphioxiformes; Branchiostomatidae. The coding region runs from base 516 to 2156 and encodes 546 amino acids. Gene Ontology annotation, molecular function: RNA polymerase II cis-regulatory region sequence-specific DNA binding; DNA-binding transcription activator activity, RNA polymerase II-specific.